GGACCCAAAAGCUUCGUAUUUGAAUGGACUGGACUGCUUAAGCUUUGCACUAAGCAGCAGCAUGUUCUAUUCGUGUUUAGCAUUCCUAGUAGUAAAUGAUUGCUAAUAUAUCAGUUACAGUCUAAAAACAUAAACCUUGUGUAUUCUUCAGAAUGAAAGUAGUAGCAUUAAUAAGUGGUGGGAAGGACAGUUGUUAUAACAUGGUACAGUGUGUUGCAGCUGGGCAUCAGAUUGUGGCCUUAGCAAACCUAAGGCCUUCUGCACAAAAAGAUGAGCUGGACAGUUAUAUGUACCAGACAGUAGGGCAUCAAGCCAUUGAUAUUUAUGCUGAAGCAAUGAGCCUCCCUCUUUACCGGAGAACAAUACAGGGUGCUAGCUUGGAAACAGGAAGUGUAUAUAACAGGUGUGAUGAAGAUGAAGUUGAAGACUUGUAUCAUCUUUUGAAACGUGUUAAGGAAAAGGAAGAAGUUGAAGCUGUUUCUGUUGGUGCCAUUCUAUCAGAUUAUCAACGUGUACGAGUAGAGAAUGUGUGUAAGCGACUUAAUCUCCAGCCUUUAGCUUACCUUUGGCGUCGAAGCCAGGAGGAUUUGCUCACAGAGAUGAUAUCAGCUAACAUACAAGCCAUGAUUAUCAAAGUAGCAGCUUUUGGUCUUGAUCCAGAUAAACAUCUUAGGAAAACACUGCUUGAGAUGGAGCCAUAUCUUAAAGAGCUGUCUGAAAAAUAUGGAGUUCACAUUUGUGGAGAGGGUGGAGAAUAUGAAACAUUCACAUUGGACUGCCCUUUGUUUAAAAAGAGAAUUGUUGUAGAUGAAUCUGAAGUGGUAAUCCAUUCAGCUGAUGCCUUCGCUCCUGUAGGUUACCUCAACCUUUCAAGGCUGCACUUGGAGGACAAAGUUACAGAUAAUAUUUCAUUUCUGGUUCCAUCUAGCAUCUGUCCUUGCCUUUCAAGCCUUGGCACAAACCCUGAUUUUGAAGAGAUGGAAGAUUUUUGUGGUUGCAUUUCUCCAAAAGUUGACUGGAGAGUAAAAGAUGAUGGUCAUCACAUUACUAGGCCAAGCUUAUGCACUAAGAAGACCAUACAUGGAUAUCAGUGGAUCAGUGGUGUAACUGCUUCCUGUACUCAUAUGGAAAAAGAAGUAAUCAUCCAAGAGAUAAAGCAGGCCUUCUCCAUCUUACAAGAAGCUUUGGAAUCUACUGAAUUUGAAUUUAAAGACAUUGUUCUGGUCAAUCUUUAUGUGAGGAGAAUGAAUGACUUCGAAUUAAUAAAUUCAGUUUACCAAACGUAUUUUGAUGUUAAUCCUCCUGCAAGAGUAUGCGUAGAGGCACCAUUGUUUGAUGGCAUCCUUUUUCAGGCUGACUGUCUUGUACACAAACAUGAGAUGAUGAAUAAUGACAAUGUCCGCCACGAGAAACAGGUCAUGCAUGUUCAAAGUAUCUCACAUUGGGCACCUGCGAACAUAGGUCCUUACAGUCAAGCUGUCAAGGUUGAAGAUGUGAUCUACUGUGCUGGGCAAAUUGCAUUGGUACCUUGUACCAUGAAGCUGGUAGCAGGUGGUAUACGAGCUGAGGCAGUUCUAUCUCUUAACCAUGUGGAAAAAGUCUUAAACGCUAUGAGUGAACAUACCAGCUUAAAUCAUAUCAUGUUGGCUAUUUGCUAUGUAACAAAUAAAAAGGAUAUUCCUACUGUACAGAAACUAUGGUGCAGAAAAUUAAAAGAGCAUGCUACACAGGUAACAGAGUAUGGUGAACCAUCUGUGACCCAUGGACCUCUGGUGGUAGCUGUGGUACCACACCUCCCAAGAGAUGCAUCUGUCGAGUGGCAUGUGGUUGCUAUGAAUGAUGAUCCCACUCAAAGAAAAUUUAUCUCAAUGGCAGGAAAGCUGCAGGGAUGUAAAAUAGACUGUGAAGCAGUGGGAUCGAGUUCCAUGUCAAGUGUAGCUCUCUCUGUGUCGCUGUCACUGACGUCACAAUUAAUGGCCUCAGUGGCUUUGGACAGCAUGUUGCAUGAGCUGAGUUCAGUGAUGCUGACAGCUGUGAAGGAACUUUCUCAGGAUGACAACUUAACUCUUCUGUGUUGCAGGACUUUUUACAUUAAGGACUGCAUAAGUGGGCAUUCUCUAUUAACAGGUUUGGAAGAAUUCCUGAAAGAGCUGCUUGGUCCAAAGUCUCCUGCUUUAAUUUUAGUACCUGUUACUGACUUACCGGAUUUGCAGAUUCUACAUGUUGCCUGUUGGUUGAGUCUAUAGUUGCCCAAAAGAACUGUCGUCAAUUAGCAUCAAUGAUUUUUUUUUUUUUAAGACAGAAACAAACUUGAAAAUGUUUGUGUCGCCUGUAUGUUACCAUAAUGUCCACAGCAUUUAACUGUAUAUAAAUGGCAGUGUUUGUAUUUCCCAGUAAUUACAUCUGUAAUUUUACUCAAGACGCUGUGUUUAAUUAUUACCUUCCUUUCUGAUUAAGUAUUAAACUGCAAUGUGUCUAACACCAUA
This is a messenger RNA of Protopterus annectens (West African lungfish), 2486 nucleotides long. RefSeq names its product diphthamine biosynthesis 6 (gene DPH6). The record is from RefSeq and is a predicted model, not a curated record. The coding region runs from base 153 to 2246 and encodes 697 amino acids. Gene Ontology annotation, biological process: protein histidyl modification to diphthamide. Gene Ontology annotation, molecular function: diphthine-ammonia ligase activity. The transcript is spliced from 15 exons. NCBI's taxonomy places the organism in Eukaryota, Metazoa, Chordata, Ceratodontiformes, Protopteridae.